AUGUUGCAGCUCCCAAAUCAGAAUCAGAACCAGAAGCAGAACCAGAACCAGAAUCAGAACCAGAAUCAGAUCCAGUGUCUUGGUCUUCUGGCUCCGUUUCCGACUGCUCGCUCAUCAAAGUACUCUCGGCAGGAGUGCGGUCAAAAGAGACCUGGCCGAUAUCCUCUUUGA
Molecule: messenger RNA, 171 nt
Organism: Microbotryum saponariae
Lineage: Eukaryota; Fungi; Basidiomycota; Microbotryomycetes; Microbotryales; Microbotryaceae
Source: the annotation of a GenBank genome assembly